Portunus trituberculatus (swimming crab) is the source of this 1857-nucleotide messenger RNA. RefSeq lists its product as uncharacterized. Bases 1 to 1857 code for a protein of 618 amino acids. Gene Ontology annotation, molecular function: zinc ion binding; nucleic acid binding. Lineage: Eukaryota; Metazoa; Arthropoda; Malacostraca; Decapoda; Portunidae. The record is from RefSeq and is a predicted model, not a curated record. The transcript has 3 exons.
AUGGAGAAACUUCUACGUCCGGAUCGCUUCGAGGGAUCACAAGACACGACGCCGGCUGAAUGGGAGCAUUGGUAUUGCACAUUUAAGAACUUCUUGGACAGCUUGAGCGGAGAUCCUGCUCCUGACAAGCUGAAACUACUCGUCAAUCACGUCUCUCCUUCAGUCUACAACCACAUCUCCGACUGCCAGAGCUACACCGACGCCGUAGAAGUAUUGAAAGCCAUUUAUGUGAAGCCUACAAACGUGAUCUUCGCCAGACAUCAAUUAGCGACCAGGAAGCAAGUGAGUGGCGAGUCAAUUGAUCAGUUUCUUCGCUCUCUGAAGUUGUUGUCGAAAGACUGCAGAUUUAAAGCUGUCACCUCUGAUACGUAUACUCAAGAAUCCAUCCGCGAUGCGUUCAUAACUGGCCUGCAGUCACCGAUGAUACGUCAAAGACUGCUGGAGAAAGACAGUCUUACUCUGGACGAAUCUGUGCAACUCGCAAGAAGUCUAGAUUCAGCCCAACGGAAUGCAGAGACUUAUGUGACCCCUACUUCGCUUGGCAACCUUUCAUCUGCUUCUUCGAUCUCUGCUCCUCCUAAACGUAGCGACAUGGAUCCUCAGGCGGAAAGGGCUGAAGAAACCAGUGCAGCUGCUAGCAAGAGUAUGUGCUACUUCUGUGGAAACCCUCGCCACCCUCGCCAGCGGUGCCCCGCUAGGAACGUCGACUGCUUCAAGUGUGGAAAGAAGGGUCACUUCGGCAAAGCUUGUAAAGCACCCAAGACUACCUACUCAAGAAAUGAGGUUGCUGCCAGUACCAUCUGCGCUUCCGGGUUGCCUGACCCUCCACAUCGCACCACAAUGAACGUAAGAGUCAACGGUGUUAGUUUGACUGCUCUUGUGGAUAGUGGGAGUACGUCUAGUUUCUUGCAUCCUUGUGUCACUAAAUUAUUGGAGGUUCCUGUAAAGUCUUCCAAAGAACAAAUAGUUUUAGCCUCAUCUGAUAUUGCUACAACUCUAGGGCAUUGUGUCGUUGAUUUGGAGGUCCGAAAUUUCAGUUACCCUCACUUUAAAUUCUCUGUACUUCCCCAGUUAUGUGCUAAGAUCAAGAACGACAAAAUUAUGCGUUGGAGACUAGAACUCUCAGAGUACUGCUUUGACAUUCACUACCGCCCUGGUCUUGAUAACAUCCCUUGUGACACUCUGUCUCGAUCUUGCGUCACUGCUUCAGCCUCUUCACCUGCCUCACUUGAAGAUAUUCAUGUUUCACUUUGUCACCCUGGAAUUACGAGACUCUAUCACUUUGUCAGAACUAAGAAUUUGCCUUUCUCCUUGGAAGAUGUGAAGAGAUGGGAACUAGUAUUAGAUCAUGCCCUCCAUUCCAUCAGAUCUCUUCUUUGCACUACAACUAAUCAGACACCCCAUGAGAGAUUGUUCUCCUUUCAUAGGAAAUCGUCCAAUGGCUAUUCUCUCCCCUCUUGGCUGACAUCCCCCGGCCCAGUACUUUUACGAAAAUUUGUUCGGAACUCGAAAUCUGAUCCUCUUGUAGAAGAUGUUGACCUCGUGAGUGCCACUCCCCAUUAUGCAAAGGUUCGUUUUCCUGACGGUAGGGAAUCAACGGUCUCGACUGGGGAUCUGGCACCUACACCUAGAGGACAGCCUGCUAAGACGCGUCUACCUUCAUCUGCCGAAGAGAAAUCCCAGAAUCCCUCCUCUCUGGACGCUGAUGAUGUGAACCAGAGCGAAUCCUCCGGCAUUUCAAACCAAGAAGCUGAGACUCCUGCUGAUGCUAUGGACACCGAGUCACUGAGGGAACCUGAACCACUUCGUCGAUCUACUAGACUCAGAAAACCUGUAGAUAGGUUAACAUAUACAUAG